AUGGUUCCGUCUUCGCAAUCCCUCGAGGCUCGCUGUUUGGAUUCAAUUGACAGUCGCCAUUGUCGAUUCCGGUUAGCCCCCGGGGCCAGGAGCGCGGGCCCAGGCGCUGUGAUGGAUGAUUGGAAGCGCGGGGCGUGCCCUCCGCUGCGAUUUGCGCUGCAGGAAAGCAGCCGGAAAUUCUUAAAAGCGCUGCAGCAGCUGAUU
Iphiclides podalirius (scarce swallowtail) is the source of this 204-nucleotide messenger RNA. Lineage: Eukaryota; Metazoa; Arthropoda; Insecta; Lepidoptera; Papilionidae. The record is from the annotation of a GenBank genome assembly.